Messenger RNA from Drosophila eugracilis, 647 nucleotides. RefSeq lists its product as uncharacterized. The record is from RefSeq and is a predicted model, not a curated record. Bases 86 to 397 code for a protein of 103 amino acids. The transcript is spliced from 2 exons. Lineage: Eukaryota; Metazoa; Arthropoda; Insecta; Diptera; Drosophilidae.
UUGAACAUCAGUAUUAACCUUAACGUUGUACUAACAGCACGAAAUUUUCUCGGUCUUAUAUUAUUUUAAAAAAGUCUAACCUACAAUGGAAAACGGAAACGAAAAUGAACUUCCUAAGACCACUCGUAAUGUGAUUACCAAGGAAGAAGUACCACGGAGUUUGGACAUGUCGUAUUUGGCGAAGAGGGCUUCAUGUCAGACAUUCGAAGAAGCUGUGUUGACGUCAAUGAGGGAAAAAAAGCCAAUUGUUUGGCAUACGGCUCGAUCCGAAGGAGAUGAGGCGGAAACCGAGGCUGAGGUUAAUGCGAAAUUUAGGGAGGUGGUCGAGAAGACUCACAAAAGGCAGCAAGAGGACGCUGAGCAGUCAUCGUCCCUUCCAAAGUCAGAAGAGAAUUAAAGAAAUCGACGCCGCCCUUCUUCUGGUAUGGAACCAAAUUUAAACGUUAAAAGCAGAAACCAGAGACCAGGCAACACUCCCCACGAGCAGAAGUAGAUGGCAGAGAGAACAAGGAGCUGAGGAGUGGCGUUGGCCACCACUUCCAGCGAUCGAAAAGAUUUUCCGAAUGUUGACCUUAUUUAAAAUAUUUAAAUUUAUCGUUCUAAUAAAAUACUGUAAAUUUAAGGGGGGAAAUGAGGAGAACCCUAAA